AUGGCUAAAGAGAUUCCGCUGUGUAUGUGCCUGGGCCUGAGCGUGGCCCAGCAGGGUCUGCCGCAGUACUACCAGGGCUCGUACAACAUUCCCCGAGCGCCCAUUCCCAGUCCGGGAGCGUGGAACGGCGGCGCCACCGGCGGCGUCUCAUACGGCACUCCACAGGCCUCGGCGACGCUCGCCUCCUCUCGGCCGCAGUGGUCAUCACCGGCCACCGCCGCCCGAGCGGUUCAGUAUGGAGGCGGAGCUAGUCCGGUCAGCUACGGCGCCAGUCCAUCCUAUGGCGCCAGCCCAUCUUACGGUGCCGUUCCGCAGUCUUACGGAGCAGCCAGUCCGCUCGCCUACCGCCAGGCAGCGGCUCCCGUCCCUCAGGCCGCCCCAGUGAGCAGCAUUCCCAGCUCGUACGGAUGGAAUGUGCAGCACUCAUCACCGCCACCGGCCCCAGCAGCCCCUCAAGCCCCGCAGGCGGCCGUCAUUCCCACGCAGUACGCCCCACAAGCAGUGGCUCCUCAGGCCUACAGACCAGCAGCGCCUGUGCAGCAGCCGCAGUACUCACCAGCGCAGAUUCCCGGCCCGGUUCAGUAUCCCACUGCCCAGUACGGUGGCGGUGCUGCUCCCCAGACCUACGCCUCGCCUGCUCGCACCUGGUCCCCAGCACCGGCUGCUGCACCAGCCCAAAGCUGGUCCCCAGCUGCUCCUGCUGCCGCCUACCAGGCCCCAGCCAACCCCAUCUCCAAUGCCCUCGCUCGACCGGCCUCAGUGCACUACGCCAGCAUCGGUGAGAACCUCAACGGCGACUACAAGUUCGGCUACAAGACCGACAAUGGCUUCAGAGAGGAGCAGCGCCAGCCUGAUGGCACCGUCAUGGGCCAGUACGGCUUCACCGACGCUGAUGGGAAGGAGCGAGUGGUGAAAUACUCCGCCGGCGUCAACGGAUACCAG
Rhagoletis zephyria (snowberry fruit fly) is the source of this 942-nucleotide messenger RNA. NCBI's taxonomy places the organism in Eukaryota, Metazoa, Arthropoda, Insecta, Diptera, Tephritidae. The record is from RefSeq and is a predicted model, not a curated record.